This is a messenger RNA of Plasmodium vinckei vinckei, 768 nucleotides long. RefSeq names its product orotate phosphoribosyltransferase, putative. Gene Ontology annotation, molecular function: orotate phosphoribosyltransferase activity. The record is from RefSeq and is a predicted model, not a curated record. Gene Ontology annotation, biological process: pyrimidine nucleotide biosynthetic process; 'de novo' pyrimidine nucleobase biosynthetic process; pyrimidine ribonucleoside biosynthetic process. The coding region runs from base 1 to 768 and encodes 255 amino acids. The transcript has a single exon. Lineage: Eukaryota; Apicomplexa; Aconoidasida; Haemosporida; Plasmodiidae. Gene Ontology annotation, cellular component: cytoplasm.
AUGGAAAGACAUAACAAAGAAACAAAGCAUAUAAGCGAAGAAGAAUUACGCACAAAAUAUGAUGAGCUAUGUAAAAAAAUAAAACUAGGUAAUGAUAAUAGCAAUAAUGAUGAUAUAAAAGAAAUGAAAAAAUUAUUAGUAGAUGCUCUUGUAAAAUAUAAAGUAAUAUUAUAUGGAGAUAUUACUUUAAAAUCAAAAAAAAAAGUAAAUAAUUAUAUUUCCAUGGGUUUUCUAAAUAAUGCCAUAUCAGCAAAUAUUAUUUCUUUUUUAUUAUCCGAUUUAAUACUCUCAAAAAAACUGUCAUUUGAUUAUUUAUUUGGAGCAUCAUAUAAAGGAAUACCUAUUGUAACAUUGACUAGCCAUUUUUUACUUACCACAAAUAAAUUUCAUAAUAUAUUUUUUUUAUAUGACCGAAAAGAGAAAAAAGACUAUGGAGAUAAAUCAUUUAUUGUAGGAAACUUAGAAGAAAAUUAUAUUGGUAGUGUACAAGUUGAAAAAAAAACUGAUAAAAAAAAAGUCGUAGUAAUUGAUGAUGUAUUUAGUUAUGGAAUAGUUUUAACAGAUAUAUUUAAAAAAAUGAAAGCAUUUGAGUAUUUAGAAAUUGUUGCAUGGGUAGUUGUUAUUAACAGAAAUGAAUAUAAAAUGAAUGAAAAAAAUGAAAAAGUUUAUUUUAAAGACAUAUUCGAACAAAAACACAACAUUCCAAUAUAUAGCCUUAUUAAUGGAAAUGACGAUAUUUCACAUUUAAUUAAAAAUUAUACAGAUUAA